Messenger RNA from Daldinia caldariorum, 2373 nucleotides. RefSeq lists its product as uncharacterized. Gene Ontology annotation, molecular function: DNA-binding transcription factor activity, RNA polymerase II-specific; zinc ion binding. The coding region runs from base 359 to 1957 and encodes 532 amino acids. Gene Ontology annotation, biological process: regulation of DNA-templated transcription. Lineage: Eukaryota; Fungi; Ascomycota; Sordariomycetes; Xylariales; Hypoxylaceae. The transcript has a single exon. The record is from RefSeq and is a predicted model, not a curated record.
CAGGGACCCCUUGGUUAUUACUGUGUUCUCGGUCUUUUUAUUUUGGAUGCGAAGAUCAAAGAGGUAUGGACUACAACGACCUUGGCUGACCACCUGGGGUAAUCCCCACACAGUUCGGGGGAUCAUGUACAAGUCUCCCCCUGCUCACCUCCAACUCGUAGCUUGUGACUCCAAAUUCACCUCCGGAUUCCCUCUCUUCGUCUCUCUCUCUCUCCCCUUAAAUUCAUGAUAAGGGGAGUCCAUGAUUAUUAUCUGUAAUCUUUCUCGAUACGUUACGAGUCUGUUCUGUUCGAACAUCAUAUACCAUCUUACCCGUUGCUUCUUCUUAUAAUCAAGAUUUUUUUUUUUCACGUUUCGUAUGGGGGACAUGAUAGCAUCACGUGAAGAACAAGAUCAAAUUUGCCGGGUUAGCCCUUCGGCUGAUGACGACACACGUCAAGCCCGUACGAGUAUACCCGCAAAGGACCGCUUAGCUGCUCCGCCGCGAGCCAAGCGGGCACAGGUGGCCCGCGCCUGUCAAAGAUGCAGGAGAUUACAAAAGGCCUGCAGCGAUUCUCGGCCGUGUCGAAGAUGUACCAAGGCCGGGCUCGCUGACGAGUGCAGCGGCCUUCCCGUCCAGCCCCGAGUUCUCACCCGGGCCCGGCCGGUGAAGCCGCUGAGACUCCCCGAGAUGCCGACGGGAGGGGAUGCGAAGCCGCUGGAUUUUGCUACGUCUUCGCCGCUCAUAAACAUUAGCUUGCCUAUAAGCCCACAGGCGUUUACUAGCUUCGCGAGGCAGUCGUUUGAAAGGAAAGUAGAUCUGCUACCGCCUCGGGUGGUCGAUUACUGCUCCAAACGUUUCUUCGAACGCCUCGCCCCGACUAUCCCGAUCGUGACGCCCGAGUACGUCACCAAUCUUAGAACCCGGCUCGCCUCGGAUAGCGAGGCCUACUGCGUUCAUCUCGGCUUGUGCGCCAUGGUGACGCUGCAGGUCGAGGAACCUGGUGGUAAGUUCUUUGGACAGUCUAUCGCGGCCGAGAACAACGCAGCGUACGGGUGGAUGCUGCUGGAAGAGACCCUAGCAGCUCACCGCCAUAUCACACGCAGAUCGAACCCGUCUCUAGACUCGGUUCUGCUAGUCUUUUUUAUAUACGCCUGUCAUGCGUGCCUAUUCCACCAUUCUCAGGCCUUCUUUUUCCUCCGCGAAGCUGCUACUCUCUUUAUCCUAAUCAAGCCGGAGACGCUGGAUGAUACUUCGAGGUUAUUGGCCGAGAGAUUAUUCUGGGUAUUGCUCAUAUCGGAGAGAUCUCAUGCGAUCCGUUACCGCCGCCCUUCCACUCUACAAGUAACUACGAACGGCUUCGGCUUAUCGUUCUCCAGGGACCGUAACGUCUCGCUAUCCGGUUUCCGGUGCCUAGCGGCCCUCUUCCGUGCGCUGGAUAGCAAUUUUAUAACUCUUCUCAAUCAAGAAUCGGCUCCGGGCGCGGUGCCUGUUAAUUCGUUCGACGAGCUCGAGCUGGCCAUUAACACGGCGCUGAAUCAUACCUGCCCGUCCGACCUUCUCCCGACUCAAAAGGCCAAUCUCAGAGUGACGCAGCUCUGGCUACGAAUAGUUCUUUGGCAGCUUCGAUUGCGCCUAGGCCACCUCUCGGAGCAGAACAUGAAGAGCAGCCGCACCUAUCACUAUCCAUUAGAUGUGGCGAAGGACCUGGCGCUUUCAACUCGGGACUUACCCGUACAGAGCAUCCAGGUACAUGGCGUAGGAAUAACGGAAAAACUAUUUGAUAUAUCAUGCGCCGUCGUUAACGUUCUCGCCCGAGUACCUGUACAGAUGGCGCGGACGGCAGCUGAAGAGGACUUGAAGUACGUAAGACGGUUAAUUCUACAGCUUCCCGGUGGCUCGACGGUCUACGAUGCUCUACUUUUAAAACACAUCCAACAGACCUUGCCUACAAUGGCAGCCGGGCUCGAAAUAUAAUGGCAUUUACCAAACCCGUUCCAUAUCGACCAGUAGACGUGGUGGUGCAUGAAAUCUAGAAGUUUCGUCGUUCGUAUCACACCGAGGUUCAAAAGCAUCAUAAAAUCUCUCGUGAUAAAUCAAAUAUAAUGCGAUGAGUAUUCAUCCAAUCAGACAUCUUAACGGGAGUUAAGCUUGGUCUAACCCCUUUUCCGCCUUUCCAUCUCUCGACACUCUUUCAAUCGCGUCGCCAACCCGCUGCGAGAACGGAUCUAUCUUCGUCCGAGAAAAGUGACGCGCCGGAACCUUAUGUUCGAAGAGCAGAUUUAAGUCGGCAUAUGUUCGUCCUAAAAUGUAAAGAACAUGUAAGCUUUGGCCGCGUCCGGAUAAUGAAAACAUUUAUGACGUGACGAUUCAUGAAUCAUCUUACCUUUUGG